GCUCAAUUUCAAGCCAUGAGGCUGGCUGUUGAGGAAAUCAACAAUUCUUCCACUUUGCUCCCCAACGUCACCUUGGGAUACCGCAUAUGGGACACCUGUCAAGAAAGCCUUUACCUGCAAGCCGCCUUCCAGCUCUCCCCACACCAGCAGUGCCGCUUGCACCAAGGAGGCUGUUCCCAGAGAGUCAUCGGUGUGGUGGGUCCCGACUCGCCCGAAAUGACACAGCUGACAGCGAGAGUCUUCACCUUCUACGGCCUUCCGCAGUCUUCUGUCCAGGUCACGUACAGUAUCAAGGAAGAGAUCUUUGCUGACAAGAAGCUCUUUCCGAUGCUUUUCCGAACGAUCCCUAGCAAUGACCACCAGAUCUCGGGGCUCAUCUCCUUGAUCGCGGUCUUUGGCUGGGAGUACGUCUCCGCUGUGGGCAGCGGCACCAAAGCCAGUGAGAAAACAGUCCAGGCUUUGAUUGCCAAGGGAGCAGCCAAGAACAUCUGCAUUUCCUACCAGGGGCUGAUGAUGGCCAACCUCCGCAUCUCAGAGAGCCAGCUGCAGAGGGUGAUUGAGAACAUCGAGAAAGCCAGAACCAACGUCGUCAUCGUCCUCGGCGACCAGGUCAUCGCCGGGAAGUUCUUCCAUGCUGUCACCAAACUGAAGAUCAAAGGCAAAGUCUGGAUCGCGCCCGAGUCCUGGGUCUUAUCCAGCACGGUUGCUUCCAUACCGAGCAUCAAGGAAACAGGCACCGUGCUUGGACUCACCAUCAAGCCAGUCAAACUGCCUCAAUUUGUACACUUUGUUGGGAAAACGCUACAGCGCUCCCCGUCAAACAAGAAAGGUGGCCCUUUGCUCUCUGAGGCCAUGACAGUGGAGGCUUGCUCCCAGUCCUGCGAUGAGAACCUCCAGCUCUCCCCGGACACUUUAGCCAGCAUUUUGAACAGUUCCAUUUGGCACUGGUCUUUCUAUUCGUACGCUUCCGUCUAUGCCCUGGCCAAGGCCCUCCACAACCACCUGGGGUGCAGCCUGGAAGGAUGUCCAGCAAGCAAGGAGUUCGAGCCACGACAGUUUUAUGAAGCAUUGUACAAGGUGAACUUUCCUCUGCAAGGCAACACCAUCACAUUUGGCCAACAGGGAGAUCUGUUCCUGGGCUACAACGUCAUCACCUGGAGCUGGGAAAAUGGCACGGCUGCUUUCAAGACGAUCGGCAGAUACAGUUCCCAAGCCCUGAACAUCAACACAUCUGAAAUCAGCUGGCCAGCACCAGGGGAUCAGGUCCCCCAAUCAUAUUGCAUAGCAGUGUGUGAAGUGGGUCAAAUCCGAAGCAAGCGAUUGCUGGAGGAGUGUUUAUGUCGCUGUGACGACUGCCUGGAAGGGACCUAUCAAAACGAAACAGGUGAGCGCAAACACCGCGUGGCCCAGGGAGUCUCAUUUGUGAAUCUGAAGACCGGUGGAGACACUUGCUUCCUGUGCCCCCCGGGGAUGUGGUCCCCUCCGAAGAGCAGCACCUGCUUCCACCCACGCAUCACGUAUCUCGACACCACCAACACCACCAUCUUGGCCCUGGUCAUCCUGACCGCUGCCGACUUCUUCCUGCUCUUCGGCUGCUUGUUUGUCUUUGCCCUCCACCGGCAAACGCCGGUGGUCAAAGCGGCCGGGGGCAAGCUGGCUUUCGUCAUGCUGGCCUCGCUGCUGGCUUCCUGCGCCACCACCAGCCUGUUUGUCGGGAAGCCCACCGACGUCACCUGCCUGAUCCGGCAGCCCUUGUUCGCCGUCAGCUUCACCGUCUGCGUCUCCUGCCUCCUGGUCCGCUCCUUCCAGAUCGUCUUCAUCUUCAAAAUGGCCUGCAAGCUGCCCCCUGGAGCCGCCAAGUGCUGGGUCAAGUACAAAGGCACCUACGCCUCGGUGGGCCUCAGCUGCAGCCUGCAGGCUCUCAUCUGCCUCCUCUGGCUGCGCUUCUCCCCGCCCACGUUGCAAGAGGAUUUUGUGAGCGAGAAGGAGGUCUUCCUGCGCUGCUCGGAGGGCCACUUCAUGGGGCUAGGAGGGGUGCUGGGCUACAUCACCCUGCUGGGCGGCGCUUGCUUCGCCUUCGCCUUCUGGGGCCGCAACCUGCCCAAGAAUUACAGCGAGGCGAGGCUCCUCACCACCAGCAUGCUGGUCUUCCUCAUGGGCUGGGGCUCCUUUAUGCUCAUCUACAUCACCACCGAAGGGAGGGGCAGGGGGAUCGCCGCCUUGCAGAUGUUCACGGUGCAGACCAGCGUCUACGCCAUCCUGUGCACCUUCUUCCUGCCCAAAUGCUACCUGAUCCUCUUCCGGCCGCAGUUUAACACGGUGGCCCAUUUCCAGACCUGUAUCCAAGCCUACACGACCACAGUCAGAAACGCAGAGCAGUGA
Messenger RNA from Zootoca vivipara (common lizard), 2382 nucleotides. NCBI's taxonomy places the organism in Eukaryota, Metazoa, Chordata, Lepidosauria, Squamata, Lacertidae. The record is from RefSeq and is a predicted model, not a curated record.